This is a messenger RNA of Aphanomyces invadans, 1282 nucleotides long. RefSeq lists its product as hypothetical. The coding region runs from base 116 to 1099 and encodes 327 amino acids. The record is from RefSeq and is a predicted model, not a curated record. Lineage: Eukaryota; Oomycota; Saprolegniomycetes; Saprolegniales; Verrucalvaceae. The transcript has a single exon. Gene Ontology annotation, molecular function: glycosyltransferase activity.
GCUGGCACUGUGUAGUGUGAUCUUCCUCGCUUACGCAGGGGUUCCUAGCACUACGUCCCGCACGUUGACGAAUUCCUCGGUUGCAGCACACCCCGACGGCAACCGAUUUGCCUACAUGUUGUACGCCACGACCGAGCUCACGAUGUGCAACGCUCUGAUCAUGGCGCGAAACAUACGUCGUUUGGGGACACCUCCCUCAAUUCCAAUUGUGAUUUUGAUAUCCGCCGCGCUUGAGACUCAGCAGCACGCGUGGACAGCAACCGUGGAGGCCACCCACACCAAGAUGACGUUUGUAGAGCCAUGGAUAUCGCAGUCGAUGCGCGGGGAGUCCAGCAUUUGGCGCGAAUCCCUCACGAAGCUUCGCAUCUUCGAGGAACGUGGGUACGACCGCGUCGUGUACUUGGACUCGGACAUGUGGCUCCAUCGUAACUUGGAUCAUUUGUUUGCGCUGACAAGUAGCGACGACUCGGCAUCAGUCGACGAAACACUGCACAAAGCUCCAUACGAUGACAGACUUGCUCAACUCCGUCCGCUCCACGUGCAAGGUGAAGGCGGUCGUGGUGCGAGCGACUCCAUGCUUUGGGCGCCUCGGGCAUACUACAUUUCUCCUCAGCCGUUCUUUGCGUCGACUUUGCUCGUGUUCACACCCAGCAACGCUCGCUUCCGUCAGCUCUCGCAGGCAGUGGCCGCAUCCACUCGCCCGGACUAUUACGACAUGGACGUCCUGAAUGACGUGUGGCAUCCCGUUACGUUCCUGCCGCCGCACUACGUCGUGCUCAACGCGGACCUUCUCGCCCCCGACUCGAAUCUCCUUGGAUUCGCCAACGCGAGCGACCGCAUUGCAAAUACGUACGCGCACCACUACUCGUCCUUGCCCAACGGCAAGUAUGGAAAGCCGUGGGAGGUCGAACGUCCACCCAACAACAAGUGGCGCACAAAGCGCAAGUCGUCGCCGCUGAUGUACGAACUUUUUGACUUGUACUUGGACGCAAAGGAUCGAGAGUGUCCGUGGCUGCGCCGUCAAGACACCGCGAAAUCCCUCCCUUCCACCCAUGGCUAUCUCUGGCAGCUCAUCUUUGGUAGCAAUGCAAGGCGGUGAAAGUAUUGCGUACGUUGUCGUUCCAUGGCGAAAGCAACGUACAUGGCAGGAGUUACCGUGGCCAAGUGAAGGAUGGCGGGCGUAUUUACUGUUAGUCGCAUCAUGCAUCACCGUUGGGAUCCAUCGAGUAUGUCGGACAGUUAGCCUCCGCUCAAUUUCCGAAGACUUCACCUACUCGAGCAC